CGUUGUUACCUUAGCAACAAUAGCUAUGGACCUACCGUUUAAAUACUAAAGAGUUGAGUAACUUAAGCAUAUGGAGAGGAGGAAACAGGUUUGAGUUUAACGAUUUCAAAAGCACACACACACAUUCUCAUUCUGCUCGUUUUGAGGCUUCGUGGUUACUAUCAUUUUUGUAACAAUGCGACGUUAACGUUAACAUUAAGUUACAUCGACUAGCGUGCCCGGUCUUCGGUCUUCUCUAACGUUACGUUGCCGUUACAUUCCUUAACGUAACGUUACACCGCAACGUCACCGUCAUGCUAAACCGACCCAACGCCACUUUAAUCUGUGGCCGCCGGGCAACAUCAGAAAAGUCCACAUUAUCCGCACGGUAGAUGAAACGAGCACGGAGUGACAUCCACAAGCACGGUGGCUAAUGGUCUAAUGGCUGCGAGCUAGCUAACGCUACAACAUGUCGCUGUCCUUUAGCUUCCGGAAGACGUUCACGUCACCCCAACAGCCAGCGGCGAUGAGGCCGCACGAAGGUGCGUUUGGGUCAGCAGAUCCAAACGGCCGGGCCGAGAGUUGAAAUGCUGCAACACGGCUUUGCGUGAGCUCUUCAAGACACUCAGUAACCACCCUGACCUGUUCGGCAGUGAUCGUGGUCUGCAGAUGUGACCCUGCCCUCCUGUCUGGAUGACAGCUCUGGGUCCCAGGAAUCACACGGGGAAUCACAGCGAACUCGCCGACCUUCUGACUCAUGCCGGUCCUCUUCCUUAGUGCUGGCAACGGUGUACCAGGAGAUGAUGACCAUCUACGAACAACUAAAGGCGCAGCGGUACAGCCAGCAGCGGUGGGAGAGGGAGCUGCAGCAGCGAGAGAGGAGGUUGAAGCAGCAGGAAGAGGAGGCCGUUUUGAGGCUCGCCGGGAUGGAGGAGAUGCUACACACACGUUUACCAGCUGAAGAAGAGAAACACCAGCAACAGGUGAGCCAGCUGCAGGAAGUUCUUCGAGAGAAGUGCAAGGAGAACCGGAGGCUCAAGUGCAGCUUUGACACCAUCAAGGAGCUGAAUGAGGGCAUGAAGAAACAGUUGAAUGAAGUCAAUGAACAGAAUAAAAAGUUGGAGAGCCAAUCCAAGCGGGUGCAGGCUCGACUGGAGAACCUGCAGAGGAAAUAUGAGCACAGCACAGCACAUAGAGUCCUGCCAAAAACAAGCGUCAAGAGCACAGUGUGUAAUAAAGCAUCCAAAAAGGAGACAACCGCUGACUCUGGGAAACCCAGCACAAGGCGCUGCUCCGAUCCGACUCGUCCGAAGCUCCUGACCCUUCUGCUAGACUGGGUGGUCGACGGACAGACGUUGUCACCGGCAGCAGGAAGCGGAGGGAAAGGUGUCAGCCGAUGCGGCCUGCCUCCUGAGCUGGUUCUGAACGAGAGAUGCCUCACGGUGACGCGUUCUCCCCCCGACUUCACUGCCGUCUUAUCUAUUUUCAUUACAACCAGCAGUUCGAGUGCAUGUCACGCUGUCCCAAUCCGAAAACGAUCAAGCCGCAGUCAAAGUCACGGAUCGUCUCUUUGUGUCCCCCAGGUGCUGCCGUUAUUAGCGGAUCAGCUUCAGCACGCUCCUUUGUCCGAGGCUGACCUCCUCCUGAACCUCCUCCGCCUCAUCCACUGGGCUCUACGGCGCUUGGAUAGCAGUACACAGCACGUAGCCCUCUCUGCCACGCUGCGGCGGAUAGGAGAGGAAGCAUCGAAGCCUGCUGCCUGGUUAACGGGGCCGGACUCUGAGGAGGCAGACCGGCCCGGGCCCCCCACUGAGGCCGCCGGGGGGGCCUGCAGGACAUGGCCUCUCUCCUGCAGCCCCUGUCCUCACACACGCAUCCUCUCCACCCUCAUCAUCCUCCGCACCGUCACACAAGCCGAUGUGCUGGCCCAGGCUCUGGAAGCUCUCCGUACCGAGCUGAUGUCUGAGGAGAGCCGAGGCCUUUUCAUCCACUACGGAGGAGUGUGUGUGCUGCUGUCGGUGCUUCGGGCCGGCCGGGGAGGUCUGCACACACCUGUGGACGUCCUCAUGCAGCUGUCUGAACAGUCCCGAUACCUGAACCCCUUCCUGGAGGCGUGUAGCUGUGAGGAGUUUUUCCAAACGGCUUCCCAGCUUCUCAAGAACCCUCGUCUGGAGUUCCCGGCGCUGGAGAAGCUCUCCAUCCUUCUGCAGAAGCUCUCCAGCAUCAGGAAGAACCGCCGUCUGUUUGAGCGGUGCUCCGUCCUCCUGCAAAUACAAGAACUUAAUCACAACGCCAACCAGACGCACACGUUCCUCCGCCUCAACCUGAGGUCGAUCCUCCACAACCUCCGAUAACACGCACACGCGCGUGUCUUCUGCCUCGUGCUUGACUCUCCUUCCGUGUUCUUUUUAUAUGUGUGUACCUCAAUUUCCCUCUUGGUCCACCUCAAGUUACACAUGUGUUUACGUAGUAAUGUGUUGUUGAAGUUUCUUUGUCUAUCAGAAGUAGUUUUUUGGAUGUUGUGUAACCCGUCAUGCCUGCCCGUGGCCUUAAUGAGUGUCUGAUGUGCUCAGAGGAAGAGCGGCUGCGACUGUGAAGCUUUUUAAUGACAAUAAACAAAAAGGACUGAGGGACUCGCUAAAACCCAUAUGUUUUGUGUAAAGUUGUCUUAUUUGUUUGUUCCAGUGGGUUAAUGGGAGUAAUGGUCUCAGUGUGGGACAUAGCGGUGGUGUUUCUUGACGGAGGAGUUUGGACGGACUGGAACAAUUACAGCUGACAUUCAGAACUGACUCUGAGGUGCUCGGCUAGUCUCAAUUGGAUCCAAGUUUUAAGGCCCUGAAUUCCUAAAUGGACUUAUUGCAACAGGAUUUAGCUCAGGGUUGGAAUGUGAAUUAAUUUAACAUUGCAUAAUUGUAUAAUCUAGAAUACUGUGAAUGUGCAUCCUGGUCAUCUUUAGGAGGUCACUAUAUUAUCUUGAUUCUUUUGUCAUUCAUCAAUGAAUAGCUUGUUUUUUUUUAUGUGAGGAAUAACCGACAGGAGGAUGGAGGAACAUUGAGACAGUCCACAUGUGGGUUGGAAUCCCCUUUGGAAUAAAAUAAUUCAACAACAAAUAUGUUUUAAAUGUCCGGCCAGAAAGAAUUUGACCUGCUUUAGAUAGUGAAGUAAUUCCCUGUGUGAUCACGGACACUUGGAAACUGUCCAGCUUAUAUUGACUAUGUACGAAUGUACAGUCAAAAUACAUUUAUUCUUUUUACUGUAUUUAUCAGUUUGGGAAAUUCGAUUUUACAGACACGUCCGAACAUCUACAUUAUACUCGCUAUGUUUUUCAGGCUGCUUUUCUUUUUCUCUGGCUGUUUGGACGCCUCCGCAUCACAAAGCCCAGGUUCAGCACUUGAUAAAGUUUCAGGAGUCUGCUGCGGCUAACGUCGCAGCCCAUUAAACAUACGGAAUGUUAC
Molecule: messenger RNA, 3434 nt
Organism: Gasterosteus aculeatus aculeatus (three-spined stickleback)
Lineage: Eukaryota; Metazoa; Chordata; Actinopteri; Perciformes; Gasterosteidae
Gene: ccdc138
Product: coiled-coil domain containing 138
Source: RefSeq, a predicted model, not a curated record